Messenger RNA from Malania oleifera, 462 nucleotides. RefSeq lists its product as uncharacterized. The record is from RefSeq and is a predicted model, not a curated record. The transcript has a single exon. The coding region runs from base 1 to 462 and encodes 153 amino acids. NCBI's taxonomy places the organism in Eukaryota, Viridiplantae, Streptophyta, Magnoliopsida, Santalales, Ximeniaceae.
AUGGUUGAGACUUGGAUGAAGGAGAUGGAGAAGAUACUGACAGUGCUGAAUUGCACUAAGGAACAGAAGGUUCUCUUCAACACCUUCAAGUUGACAAGAAAGGCCAAGCAAUGGUGGCAAGCGGUGAAGCUGCUGGAAGAGCAGCGAGCAGUACCCAUGGUGAUGACCUGGGGACGUUUCAAGGAUGUCUUCUAUGACAGGUAUUUCCCUGCCACCCCCAAGAAUGUGAAGGCGAAUGAAUUUUUCAACCUGACUCAGGGGCACCUCACUGUACAGCAGUACACUGCUAGGUUCGUGGAGGUUUCACACUUUGCUCCCUUCAUGGUCCUUGAUGAAUACCAAAAGGAAAGGAUGUUUGAAAGAGGCUUGGAACAGAGAAUCCACGAGCAUGUGGCAUGUUUUCAGAUACAUGACUUCUCAAAACUGGUGGAUAAAGCCACCGUAGCAGAGUCGAGUCUAUAG